CCGGAAGUGAGACAACAUGGGGCUGGAGAAGAAAUCUUCCGCCCGGGUGGAGGCCGGUCAGCGUCGGGUCCUGGAUGAAGCCACCAGACUGAGGAGACUGACCCGCCAGCUGGAAGCUCUGGAGAAGGACAACUUCCAGGACGACCCUCUGUCCUCCCUCCCUCCCCCAGGUCCUACUGCCCGCCUUCCCACCUUCAGUGAGACAGAAGAACCAGAGAAGAAGAGGAGGAAGACGAGGGGCGACCACUUCAAACAGCGCUUCAGGAAGAACUUCACCACGCUGCUGGAGGAGGAGAACCUGUCGGAGAGGGCGGAGCCUAACUACCUGUCUGCUGCGGCCCCGCCCUCCUCUCUGCCCCCCCGGCACUUCUGCUGCGUCUGUGGGUUCCCCUCUCACUACACCUGCACCACCUGCGGGGGGCGCUACUGCAGCAGCAAGUGUCUGUGUACACACAGGGAGACCAGGUGUUUGAAGUGGACGCUCUAACUCGAGGACACCUGGUCAAGCUCCAGCUGUUAGCAUAGCUUAGCAUAGACUGGAAAUGGAGGGAAACUGCUAGCGCUGUGUUCUGUUCAUUCUUUUCCUGUUCAGCAGCCAAUUAGAGGAGCCACAAUAUUGUUCUGUAAAUAUCAACAAGCGUUUAGUUCAAUGUUUUAUUAAAGAAAAAGAAACGUGAAA
Messenger RNA from Pseudoliparis swirei, 679 nucleotides. It is a transcript of the gene znhit1, whose product is annotated as zinc finger, HIT-type containing 1. The record is from RefSeq and is a predicted model, not a curated record. Gene Ontology annotation, cellular component: Swr1 complex. Gene Ontology annotation, molecular function: nucleosome binding. Bases 17 to 487 code for a protein of 156 amino acids. Gene Ontology annotation, biological process: chromatin remodeling. Lineage: Eukaryota; Metazoa; Chordata; Actinopteri; Perciformes; Liparidae. The transcript is spliced from 6 exons.